UCGUCGGGGCCCUCUGCUGGACACCCCAGGCUUCAUGACAGACACCUAAUCCGUGCAAACGCCUCCCGAAAACCCCGUAGCUCGCUGGCGGAGGUCCUCUUCUCGUGAUCCGCCAUCAGGAACGCGCCUGUGGUGGAUUGAACGCCAGGAUGCAGAUUUUCGUCAAAACCCUUACGGGGAAGACCAUUACCCUCGAGGUUGAGCCUUCUGACACCAUCGAAAAUGUCAAGGCUAAGAUUCAGGACAAAGAAGGAAUUCCUCCUGACCAGCAGAGGUUGAUCUUUGCUGGAAAGCAGCUGGAGGACGGCCGCACGCUGUCUGACUACAACAUCCAGAAGGAGUCAACUCUGCACUUGGUGCUGAGACUGCGAGGCGGUGCCAAGAAAAGGAAGAAGAAGUCCUACACCACUCCCAAAAAGAACAAGCACAAGAGGAAGAAGGUCAAGCUCGCAGUGCUCAAAUACUACAAGGUGGAUGAGAACGGGAAAAUCCACCGGCUGAGACGCGAGUGUCCCGCUGAUGAGUGCGGCGCCGGCGUGUUCAUGGCGAGCCACUUCGACCGGCAUUACUGUGGGAAAUGCACCCUGACGUACUGCUUCAACAAACCCGAGGACAAGUAGACAGGGAGGGGGCGGAGCCAAUAAAGAUGAAAACUUUGACUUA
Messenger RNA from Oryzias latipes (Japanese medaka), 663 nucleotides. It is a transcript of the gene rps27a, whose product is annotated as ribosomal protein S27a. Lineage: Eukaryota; Metazoa; Chordata; Actinopteri; Beloniformes; Adrianichthyidae. The record is from RefSeq and is a predicted model, not a curated record. Gene Ontology annotation, cellular component: ribosome. Gene Ontology annotation, molecular function: structural constituent of ribosome; protein binding. Gene Ontology annotation, biological process: translation.